AUGGCUUCAAAGGAGACCCAGGUCGACAUCAUCGAGGACCAUCAUGCACCUCAAGGCUCGACAGUUCCUUUCUGGAAGCAGAAGGAAUUACGAAAGCUCUACCUGAUCAUGGUGUUUCUUUUCAUGGGCUCAACAACGCUUGGAUACGACUCCAGCUUACUAAACGGCUUGCAAACAAUGGGAUCAUGGCAGACCUUUUUCGAUCACCCCGAAGGAAGUCGUCUCGGUAUCUUUGGAGCCAUGCCCGGCUUCGGAGGGCUUUUCGUACUUCUCUUCGCUCCCUACGUCGCCGACGGACUUGGACGAAAGAAAGGCACCGCAAUCGGAUGUACCAUCGUCAUUAUCGGUGCCCUGAUGCAAUGCUUCCCCCAAAAGAGCCACGGAGCACGACGAGAUGCCUUGUACCUCGCUGGUCGAUUCAUCAUGGGCUGCGGAUCCAACAUCUCCAACGCCACUUGCCCACUUCUCAUCACCGAAAUCGCCCACCCACGACACCGAGGUAAAAUCACGACUGUCUAUAACACACUUUGGUAUCUCGGGAGUAUCAUUGCAGCCUGGGUAUGCUUUGGAACGUUGAGGAACCAGACCGGCACCAUCCAAUGGGUUCUUCCCACUGGGUUGCAAUGCCUCAUGCCUGGCAUCCAACUUCUGGCCAUUUUCAUCGUACCUGAGAGUCCCCGAUGGCUCAUCAGCAAGGGCCGCGAAGAGGAGGCUCGCAAGAUCCUUGUCAAGUAUCACGGUAACGGAGAUGAGAACGAUGAGUUUGUUAGGUACGAGUUCACCGAGAUUGUCAAUACCAUCAGGCUCGAGCGUGAGACAGCCGACAAUGGAUGGGCAGAACUUUGGCGUACUCCUGGUAACCGAAAGCGAUGUGGCUUGAUCAUUGCUACGGCCAUCUUUUCACAGUGCAGUGGCAACGGUUUAGUAUCAUACUAUCUUGCUGCCAUUUUGAACACCAUCGGUAUCACUGAUGCCAUCACCCAGGCAUAUAUCAACGGAGGCCUCACCAUCUGGUGUUGGCUAGUCUCUCUAUUCGCCGCCUUCUUCGUCGACCGCGUGGGACGACGAGUCCUCUUCCUUUUCGCCGGUGUAGGCAUGUUGAUCUCCUUCACCAUCUGGACCGCCUGCAGCGCCGUAUACGCAAAGACUGAGUCUGCCUCUGCCGGUAUCGCAGUCGUGGCCAUGAUCUUCCUGUUCUACGGCGUCGCAGGUGCCGCAUGGCCCGGUCUGACCGUCUCCUACACCGUUGAGAUCCUGCCUUACAACAUCAGAGCCAAGGGUCUUACGCUUUGCUUCUGCUUUACUGCUCUCUCUGGAGUUUUUAACCAGUGGGUCAACCCUCUUGGUCUGCAGCAGCUUGCGUGGAAGUUCUAUUUUGUCUACAUUGUCAUUUUGGUCAUCGAAUGCCUGGUUAUCUACUUCUUCUUCGUUGAGACUAAAGGUCCUACACUGGAGGAGAUUGCUGUUUUGUUUGAUGGUCAGAACUCUGCAGCUGGCAUCGCCAAGAAUCAGGCUCAGAUGAAGAGUGCAGUGGCUGAAGUCGAACAUGCCUAG
Fusarium sp. VM40 is the source of this 1554-nucleotide messenger RNA. The record is from the annotation of a GenBank genome assembly. Lineage: Eukaryota; Fungi; Ascomycota; Sordariomycetes; Hypocreales; Nectriaceae.